This is a messenger RNA of Ochotona curzoniae (black-lipped pika), 1086 nucleotides long. RefSeq names its product BCL2 like 15 (gene BCL2L15). Gene Ontology annotation, cellular component: cytosol; nucleus. Gene Ontology annotation, biological process: regulation of apoptotic process. Bases 498 to 989 code for a protein of 163 amino acids. The transcript has 4 exons. NCBI's taxonomy places the organism in Eukaryota, Metazoa, Chordata, Mammalia, Lagomorpha, Ochotonidae. The record is from RefSeq and is a predicted model, not a curated record.
CAUGAACCCAAAUACUUAGUCCAUUUUGCAUUGCUUUCUUGAGCAUGUGAGCGUGGAGCUGGAUAAGAAGUGGAAUAGCUGGAACUCAAAUUAGUGGUCUGAUAAGGGAUGCCUGUGUCGCAGACUGCGGCUUCACAUGCUGUGCCACAACAGGAUGUAUUUCUUAAUGAUCUUUCCAAAGAACCUCUUUCUCAACUCUAUUUCUGUUUUAGACAGGAUUGCAAUUGUGGCAGUUACUCAUUAACUGGGCAGGGUGUGAUUCUGAGAAGAGGAACUGAAAGUCUUCAAGUCUCUGUCUCUGUGAAUUAGGUCUUUAGACAACGAGUCCCACCUCUCUUAGCAGCUGGUUUUGAAGAGGUUUUCAAGGCUACUUGUAAAAACAAAACAAAACAAAAAACAAAACUUACCAAGAUAUAGAUUAGCAGGAUUUCUAACUUCUUGCUGGACUGAAAUUGCUCGUUGUAUUGUUGAACUCACUCAACAGCAAGCAUCUAAAGAUGAAGACCCCCAAGACAUUUGAGGAGCAAACGGAAAUCAUCGUGAAUGGUCUUCUCAUGGACAUGUUGGACUCCAACUCGCAGGUUGCUAACCGAGUCCUCACUGCUGGCGAAGAACCGGAUGCAGGAGACACUGACUCUUUCGACGUGGCCAUCAUUGUUGGUCGCCUGCGGAUGUUGGGGGACCAGUUCAAUGGAGAGCUGGAGGCCUCUGCCAGGAAUCUCAUUGAAGACACCAUUCGGGGGCAGGCAGGAGCUGUACUUCAGGGUGUGGUACAAUCUCUGAGCCAGACCUGGUGUGCUCAGGAUUCCAACUUAGCAUAUGAAAAAGCCUUCCUGGCAGUGUCAGUCAAACUGGUGGAGUGUGUGAUCCGCUUGGCUCCUGGAAUGGUGCAACAGAUGCGCGAUGCCAUGACGGGUAUGAUCAACGGGAGCAGAAACAUCCGGGAGUUUAUUCAGGGUCAGGGAGGUUGGGAAAACCUGGAGAGCUGAAGAGCUGGAGCUCUCUCCGACACUGAACAACACUGCCUUUUUGAUCAGGUGUUUGAUUUUUGUCAAUGAAAAUGAAUACACAGAAAACUAAAUAAGA